AUGGACGACCUGGCUCUGCUCGACCUGCUGGAGUGCCCGGUGUGCUUCGAAAAGCUCGACGCCACGGCCAAGGUGCUGCCGUGCCAGCACACGUUCUGCAAGCCCUGUCUGCAGAGGAUCCUCAAGUCCCAGAAGGAGCUCCGGUGCCCCGAGUGCAGGACGCUCGUCCUCUGCGGCAUCGAGCAGCUGCCGGCCAACCUGCUGCUCAUCCGCCUGCUGGAUGGUGUCAGGUACGGGCAGAAUGCGCCCCGCUUUGGCUCCGUGCAGCGCUCAGGGCUCCUGUCCUCCCCCGCCUGCAUCCGCAGGGCCCCGCGGGGUCUGCAGCUCGCCCAGCACCGGCCGCCCACCGCCCCCAGGAGCCUCACGGAUGGGGUGCCGCGAGCCAAAGCGCUGUUCUCGUACCGGGGCCACAACCCCGGCGAGCUGCGCUUCAACAAGGGGGACGUCAUCGUGCUGCUGCGGCAGCUGGACCAGAACUGGUACCUGGGGGAGCUGAACGGCGUCAGCGGGGUCUUCCCAGCCAGCUCCGUGCAGGUCAUCAAACAGCUGCCGCUGCCGCCGCCUCUCUGCAGGGCUCUUUACAACUUCGACCUGAGGAGCAGGGAUAGGAGUGAGAACAACGACUGCCUGUCAUUCCACAAGGGAGACAUCAUCACCGUCAUCAGCAGAGUCGAUGGCAACUGGGCCGAGGGCAAGCUGGGCGACAAAGUGGGCAUCUUCCCCGUGCUGUUUGUGGAGCCAAACACGACAGCACGGCAGCUCCUGCAAAGCAGCAAAGGCUCCUGGCCCACCCCGCUCCGCUGCGCACCGCUGAGCGCUGCCUCCCCGAAGGCGCAGGGCCGGGAGCUGCACAAGGCGCCCGACGCGCGGCGCAAGAGCCUGCGGCCCUUCUCCAUCACCACGGCCCUCAACACGCUGAACCGCAUGGUGCACGCCCCUGCCGACCGCCCCGCGCUGCGCAUCAGCUCCCCGGUGCUCAUCAGCUCCAGCAACCCCAGCGUGGCCGCUGCCGGCAGUGAGGAUGCGGCCCGCGGGACCCCCGCCCAGGUCAGCGCAUCCUACUAUCCUGCUCCAGGAUCACUGAGGCACUCGGCAGCCAUCGUCACUCUGCCCCACCUGCAGCAUCACCUCUCAGCCAACAUGAAGCCGAGCGUGCCCGACUCGAAGCUGCCCGCGCUGUACGCCUCGUGGACGCUGUCGGCCUCGUCGGUGUCCUCCCAGGGCAGCGCCUCCGAGAGCGCGCAGCGCCAGAGCCGAGCGCUGAAGGCAGCGCUGCCCCUGGGGCACACGGCGCUGCGGCGCGGCCGCGGCUGCACCAGGAAGAAUGGGUCCCUGCAGAGGCCGGGGCAGGCAGGGCUGCAGGCUGCCAGCUCCCUCCGCCGCGUUCCCACGGCCGGGCUGCAGCCGUACCCACAUGCUGGCAGCUCAGCGCACAGCAGCCCCGCUGCCGGCACAGCCGAGAUGGGCGCGAGGCCCAACUUCUCCCACGAAGCCCUGCCAGCACUCGUGGUCAGAGGAGGGGAAAGCAGGACUCCAUCUGUCUGCAGUUCGGUGAUCCUGGACACCACGGAGCCUCUGGCAAAGAGUGAGUCGGUGCCCCGGCCGCCCGCAUCGGCCCCGCCAUCCAUCCUGGUGAAGCCGGACACCUCCCGUAACAGCAGUGACAAGCAGGUGAAGACGGUGCGGUUCCAGAACCACAGCCCGCCGCCCAAGCGGCACGGCCCGCAGCCUUCCCCGCGCCUGCCCCGCAGCAGCACCGAGUCGGCGCUCGCAGCUGAGCCCCCGCCGCCCGACGGGAGCCCCGAGCCGCCCGCGAUGCCAUCCCCGCGCCUGGGCAGCAGCCCCCUGCAUCCCCGCAGAGCGCUGCACCCGCGGGCGGCAUCGCUGGAGCUGUCAGCGCCGCUGACCUUCCCCGUCAGGAAGAGCUACAGCAGCGUCUCCGCCAACUGA
Centrocercus urophasianus (Greater sage-grouse) is the source of this 1950-nucleotide messenger RNA. RefSeq names its product SH3 domain containing ring finger 2 (gene SH3RF2). The record is from RefSeq and is a predicted model, not a curated record. Gene Ontology annotation, biological process: positive regulation of JNK cascade; positive regulation of proteasomal ubiquitin-dependent protein catabolic process; protein ubiquitination. NCBI's taxonomy places the organism in Eukaryota, Metazoa, Chordata, Aves, Galliformes, Phasianidae. Gene Ontology annotation, molecular function: ubiquitin protein ligase activity; protein phosphatase 1 binding. Gene Ontology annotation, cellular component: nucleoplasm. The transcript is spliced from 8 exons. The coding region runs from base 1 to 1950 and encodes 649 amino acids.